AUGUCUAAGUCCGGUGUUGAGCAGCAGAAAAAGGCAGCCUCUGCAGCUGUGCAGCAAAGUGACAAUAUUACCCACGCUUUGGCAGGUGCUGGUGGUGGCAUUCUGUCGAUGGUAUUGACAUAUCCUCUGAUUACCCUCUCAACGCGAGCCCAAGUUGAGUCAAAGCGUGCACACUCCACCACCCUCGAUGCGGUCCGUCGCAUCGUGCAACGAGAGGGCAUUUCGGGUCUGUACUCGGGCCUCGAGUCUGCCUUGUUCGGAAUCAGCGUCACCAAUUUUGUGUAUUACUAUUGGUAUGAGUGGACCCGGGCUGCCUUUGAGAGGGCUGCCACCAAGGCUGGCCGGGCCUCCAAGAAACUGACGACAGUCGAGUCGAUGAUUGCGGGUGCAAUCGCUGGGAGUGCGACGGUGCUGCUCACCAACCCGAUCUGGGUCAUCAAUACUCGCAUGACAGCCCGCAAGUCUGAGGCAGAUGAGCAGGUGCUGCCUGGUGCAAAGAAGGCCCGGCCCUCAUCCAUCAGCACCCUGAUGGACUUGCUGCGACAGGAGGGUCCGAAGGCGCUUUUCGCCGGGGUGCUCCCGGCACUCGUCCUGGUGAUCAAUCCGAUCCUGCAGUACACCAUCUUUGAGCAAUUGAAAAACCUGGUGGAACGCCGUCGCCGGAUGACCCCUAAAGAUGCAUUCUACUUGGGUGCCCUGGGCAAGAUCAUGGCUACCAGUAUCACCUACCCCUACAUUACCAUCAAGAGCCAGAUGCACGUGGCUAGUAAAGAUGGCCCCAAGGAAAGUCUGAAUGGUAGUUUGAAGCGCAUCAUUCACGAAGAGGGAUGGACGAGGCUCUACAAAGGGAUUGGGCCUAAAGUGACUCAGAGCGCCAUUACUGCGGCAUUCCUCUUUGCAUUUAAGGAUGUAUUGUAUGAUAUGAUGGUGUCUGCGCGCAAAAGAGGCCGUGGAAUUGGCAAGUAA
Molecule: messenger RNA, 966 nt
Organism: Penicillium alfredii
Lineage: Eukaryota; Fungi; Ascomycota; Eurotiomycetes; Eurotiales; Aspergillaceae
Gene: pmp47
Product: putative peroxisomal membrane protein Pmp47
Exons: 3
Coding region: 1-966 (321 amino acids)
Cellular component (GO): peroxisomal membrane
Molecular function (GO): coenzyme A transmembrane transporter activity; FAD transmembrane transporter activity; ADP transmembrane transporter activity
Source: RefSeq, a predicted model, not a curated record